CUCGGCCGCGAUGCUUCUCACUUUCUGCUCCAGCUGCCGUCGCCGCCGCCGCCGCCUGGAUCGCCACCGCCAUCCCCGCCUCCUCUUCCUCCUCCUCCUCCUCCUCUGCCUCGAAGCGUCGUUUUCUGCAGCAGAGGAGAGAAGUGCUAUGUCAGGAAAGUUCCGGGAGGGACUGGCUGGGGCCAUGCUCCCCGGGCUCUCCCGCAGGCGCCCGCGCGCAGCCCUUUGUAUGAGGCAAAAGGACUCCUAUGGAAGAUGGAAGUCUUUGUGCGUUUUCCAGAGUGUGUUUCCAAGCCCAUCAGUGAAACAUGAUACUGCUGCUCUGUGUUGAAAUACUUGAAGAACACCUACAUCUCUGCCGGCGCCUUCCAUCCUGCUGAAGCCAUGGUAUUCUCUGCAGUGUUGACUGCGUCCCAUACUGGGGCAUCCAACACAACAUUCGUAGUUUAUGAAAACACCAACAUGAAUAUUACGGUCCCUCCACCAUUCCAGCAUCCCGACAUUGGUUCGCUGCUUAGAUACAGUUUUGAAACCAUGGCUCCCACCGGGAUGAGUUCCUUGACACUGAAUAGUACAGCUGUGCCCCCAACACCAGCGGUUUUAAAGAGUCUAAACUUGCCUCUCCAGAUCAUCCUUUCUGCUAUAAUGAUAUUUAUUCUGUUUGUGUCUUUUCUUGGGAACUUGGUUGUGUGCCUCAUGGUUUACCAAAAAGCUGCCAUGCGCUCCGCCAUUAACAUCCUCCUGGCCAGCCUGGCUUUUGCAGACAUGUUGCUUGCAGUUCUGAACAUGCCCUUUGCCUUGGUCACCAUUCUUACCACCAGAUGGAUUUUUGGGAAAUUCUUCUGUAGGGUAUCUGCCAUGUUUUUCUGGUUGUUUGUGAUAGAGGGAGUAGCCAUCCUGCUCAUCAUUAGCAUCGAUAGGUUUCUUAUUAUAGUCCAGAGGCAGGAUAAGCUGAAUCCAUAUAGGGCUAAGGUUCUCAUUGCAGUUUCCUGGGCAACUUCUUUUUGUGUAGCUUUUCCCUUGGCAGUAGGAAACCCUGACCUGCAGAUACCUUCCCGAGCCCCGCAGUGUGUGUUUGGGUACACAACCAAUCCAGGUUACCGGGCUUAUGUGAUUUUGAUUUCCCUCAUUUCUUUCUUCCUACCCUUUCUGGUGAUACUGUAUUCGUUUAUGGGCAUACUCAAUACCCUUCGGCACAAUGCCUUGAGGAUCCAUAGCUACCCUGAAGGUAUAUGCCUCAGCCAGGCCAGCAAACUGGGUCUCAUGAGUCUACAGAGACCCUUCCAGAUGAGCAUUGACAUGGGCUUUAAAACACGUGCCUUCACAACCAUUUUGAUUCUCUUUGCUGUCUUCAUUUUCUGCUGGGCCCCAUUCACCACUUACAGCCUUGUGGCGACGUUCAGCAAGCACUUUUACUAUCAACACAACUUUUUUGAGAUUAGCACCUGGCUACUCUGGCUCUGCUACCUCAAGUCUGCAUUGAACCCACUGAUUUACUACUGGAGGAUUAAGAAAUUCCAUGACGCCUGCCUGGACAUGAUGCCUAAGUCCCUCAAGUUUUUGCCGCGGCUCCCUGGCCACACAAGGCGACGGAUACGCCCCAGUGCUGUCUACGUGUGUGGGGAACAUCGGACGGUGGUGUGAAUAUUGGAACUGCCUGACGUUUUGGGUGAUGGUUGUUCUUUAUCUGACUUCGAAUUUUUUUCUCGUGGCUUCUCCACUUAAACUAUAUUGUUUUUCAUAGGGUGUGUGUGUGUGUGUGUGUGUGUGUGUGUGUGUGUGCAGUGUGAAGAAAGAAUGGUGAUUAGUUACAAGUCUGUUACCAAGGAUACACAAUAGGGAAGUGAUCACACGUGUUACCUCCAGGGUUCAAGAGAAAUCCUUGACUUAGGGUGGGGGGAUGGUUUUCUGUUCCUUUGAUUGAUUUUGUUUUUCUAGUAGGAAUCAGGAUUGUGCUUUAUUGAGCCUGCAGUUACAGUGGAUUGUAGCUAUUCUGUAUGCUGCUAAGAUGCUUUGUCGAGUUUAUCAAUUAUUUUUUUCUGGAAGAGAAGACACUGCUGCUUUUUGCCAUCACAUUGGAGCCAAAAACCACAUACAUCUCAGUAGAUAAAUAUUUAGUUUUAUUUAAAAAAAUAACCCAAGGGGGUUAGUGACAUUCUAAAGGUCAUGAAUAUUUACUUUGGUGCACUUUAAGAAACAAUGUACAGACUAAUUCAGUCAUGUUUUUCAGAAUUGUUUUUAUACAUGACAUGUUGUGCUUCAGAAAACAUUGCAUUAUUUCUAGGAAGAUAGUUUUUUAAAAAUGUUUUGUCUGUAUGUACAGUUUUAAAGGAGGGAACAUAAAAAUGAAGAACUUUUUCUAAGCACAAUAGUGAUUCUUUGGAGCGGUAGGGCAGAGUUGAGAUAGAGCACCCUUGCGAAUUUCAGUGGGAUGCAGUGAGGCUGUGGCUGGUGCGGGCUGUGGCGAUUCCUUUUACCCAAGGAUUCUCUGAGUCCAGUGGGGAGAAGGGCACCAUUUACUAGACGUCUGCCAUGUGCCAGGCCCUGUGCAUCAUUUUAUCCUCACAGCAUCCUGUGAGGGAAGUAUUAUUUCUUCCUUUUUGCAGAUGAAGAAGGCAAGUCUCAGAGAGACUAAAACCCUGCCCAAGGUUCGUGGUAGAGCUGGGAUCCAAAACUCUGUCCGAGUCCUGAGACUGCAUUUCUACUGUACCACACGGACACCUCAUUCAGGUUCAGGUUUGGACGUUUCAGAGUCAAGAGGGAACUAUGUGUAUCCUUUCAUUUUCUUUUAGACUAAAACCUUCUUUUUAAAAAUAGCUUCAUUUUUUGUAUUACCAAAAGAAAUGUGAAACCAUUACAGAAAGUCUGGAAAAUAGAAAAGAAAAAAUAAAAUCAUUUAUAACUACCUUUUUAGAGCGGAACUAAAAAUCUUAGGUAAGUAAGGGUAUAAGGAAAUAAGGGCAAUUUUUUGGUUUGCAAAACAAGUGACAAUGACUGAGAAGUUAAAUACAGCUGUAUAUAGGUCUUUGCCCUGUGGGUUUAGAUGUUACCAGUUGUCCAGAUGUGUUUCUCAAUGUUCUGGGCAGAACAGCAUUGUUGCCCCAGUGCUUGCCCAGAGCAGAGAUGGCUAUUGAAGAAUGUGAAUGUGCUCAGAGGUGUGUCUCCUGUAAAGAGGUGAAGAUAAGCCCUGGUCUGAGCCUAGAGCAAGUUUUCAUUAAGGCAGGUCUGGGGUUUCAGAUUAUUUAUCUCUUGAUGAUGUUCUGCCUCUCCCCCACCCCAGGUGCAACCAGGGCCUUUGGUGCCCUUCUUUCUCUAAUCAUGAGAACACGUUAUAAAAUAUCCCCCGGGGAUGGAGCUGCAGACUAUGGCCAUAAGUGCUGAAAGUGUAGCCUCUUGGCUACAUCAUGGGCUUUAUAAAUAGGCAAGUUAACCUUGAACAUUUUUUGGAUUUAUAGCAUGUUUUCAGAAUUAUAGUGCUUUGUGACCAGUGGGAAAUUAGCCACUUUUCUUCAGUUGUACAACCAGAGAGUUGGACUAGAUGAAUCUUCAAGGUCUUGUCCAACUCUAAUGUGAGAGUAGAGAUUUUUUUUUUUUUUCUGCGGUACGCGGGCCUCUCACUGUUGUGGCCUCUCCCGUUGCGGAGCACAGGCUCCGGACGCGCAGGCUCAGCGGCCAUGGCUCACGGGCCCAGCCGCUCCGCGGCCUGUGGGAUCUUCCCAGACCGGGGCACGAACCCGCGUCCCCCGCAUUGGCAGGCGGACUCUCAACCACUGCGCCACCAGGGGAGCCUGAGAGUAGAGAUUUUUAAAGAGCCCAGCUGAUAUCAACUUCACUCUUUUGUCUCCAGUAUUAUUUUUUUACAUUUUACUUCAUCAGAUGUUUCUUAAAAUUGAAUAUCUGAAGAGCAUAUGGCACCAUAUCAGGAAUCAGGACUUUGGAAGGUGGACGUCAUCAUGAAAGACCUGGGAAACUCUGCUCUUGAGGCGGUUGUCAUGGUAUUGGAACUCAUUUUCCAGUUAACUUCUCUUUUGGGAUUCAAGCAUGUUAUUCAACAUGUUGUUUUGAGAUCAUCUUCUGAUGAUACUCGCCUACCUCUUUGGUUUCUAAUUUAUAUUAUUCACAGGAAAAAUUGCUUUUAUCCAUAGGAAUCUUACAGAACAUAAACACUGUAGUAGAUAUUAGUAGCACAUUGAAGUGUAUCAUGCUUUCCACUUCCAAUAUAAACUAGAUUUCAGGCAGAUAUUAAUAAGUAUAUUUGAAAUUAGACUUUCUCUGAGGAAAGUCAGCAUGAUCUGUAUUCAUCUUACAUAUUGGCUGUAGGUCUUGAGACUCCUUUUGUGGUUGGAGCUGAAACUGAGCUUUUGUUUUCUUUGUCCUAUUUUUAUGAGCAAUCCUUAGGUACUUUAGUGCUGCCUGGUAGGCAGUGCAUCGUUUGGUGAGAGCUCUGGGGUGCCUGCUAAGAGGCUCAGUGUUUGUGAAAGACAACCGUGAGGGGCCUUUGUGAGAAUUCAGCAACCACACUGAAUAGCAGUUCUCUUUACACUGGAUCGUCUUGAUCAGAUGACAGUUUACAAACCAUUUUGAACGUUUUUAUCAUGUAUACAUUUUGAAAGCUUUAAAAAAAAAGUACUGUGGUGUACCUUUGAAAAAUUUAGGUGCAGUAUCGUAUGUUGCCUAUUCUCCUACAUUUGUCUGAGGGAAAAAAAAUACCACUACUAGUUGUCACCACUGGCUGACAAAAUCAGAAAUGUUUUUGGUUUUGUUUUUCCUUCUGGUGAAUAAGUAAGAAGCAGGAAAGAGAUAAUGAAAUAUUUGUGGUCAAAGAAAGAGUCAAAAGAAAUCCCCAAUAGUCUGCAAGAGUGACAUUCCAACUUUCAUAUGAAUUUGUGUCUAAGUAUUCCCGGGGGGCUUGUUAACAGUACAGAUCCCCAGGGCACCCAGAGGGUCUGAGAUUGGGCCCACAAAUGCACACUUUUAUUUUGUUGAGUAUUUGGCCUGAUGCUGAUUCAAGUGGUCUCUGGGGCAUACUUCAAAGAAACACUCCUGUGGAAAAUAUAUCCACUUAAAUAUUGUCUGUUUUAUCCAAAAAAUGUUUGUUUUGUGUUGGAAGCCAUUAUCUCCUAGUGCAUGGAUAAUGCGCAUUGAGAGGAAAGCCUGUAAUUGUGCCUAAUUUGCUGCCACUCGUAUUAGUGCUGGAUCACGCCAGUGUCAGCUUUACCGUCUUUCAACUGGCAAAAUUCUGAUAAACCAUGUAGUUUCACAGAAGAGCAAAAAAGGUGACUUAAUAUUUGAAAGUCAUGAUUUUCAGGAGUCUGAUUCCUCUAAUAUUUUCUUUUCUCAUAGAGAGGUAUCUUUAUUGUACGUAUCCUCCCAAAGCGUAUGAGGGGAAUGCAAAGAUUCAUCCAAUUCCUAUUGCUGUGCUUAUGCCAGCUGUGUUCAAUGGAAGCAUGAAGAACAUAAAAUAACCAUUUUAAUCUAUGUAUUUCAGUUGCUGACAAGGAUAUUUAACUUAAUCUUGAUCUUUGCUUUUGUUUACAUGACAAUAUUUAUGUAUAUAUCACAGGAAAAAUGUUCACUUGCUUGACAUUUUACUCUUCCAUGAUUUUUAGUUUAUGUUUAAAGGACUGUUUAAUUCAAAUUUAUUUUCACAACCAUAGUCUUCAUUGAAAACUCGAUUUUUAUAAUAAUAAAUGAAAACGUCAAAGCACAUGUUUGUUAUUACAAGUAAAUGGUAAUACAGUUCUUAGAUAUAUAUUGGUACUAGUCCUCUGUAAUUUAAAUUAAUUUAUUUUACAAUAGUACCUAACCUAUAUGAAAAAACCUCUUUGAAUUUUGGGUUGCAAUAUUCAAAAUCAAAAUGUAUGAUUAUUUGUGCAUAUUCUUAUUACAACCAGGAAAAGAGCUCCCAAUAAGAAAAUGAAUAAAUGUUUCACAUUUCUAAAAGUGAAGUUUUUUUAAAAGGACUGCUUCAUUUAUCUUAGAAAAAAUUGUCAUGAAUGAUACUUUUUGUUAAAUUAAAAUCUGAGUUUAGUUUCAAA
Molecule: messenger RNA, 6038 nt
Organism: Orcinus orca (killer whale)
Lineage: Eukaryota; Metazoa; Chordata; Mammalia; Artiodactyla; Delphinidae
Gene: GPR63
Product: G protein-coupled receptor 63
Exons: 2
Coding region: 385-1644 (419 amino acids)
Biological process (GO): G protein-coupled receptor signaling pathway
Cellular component (GO): membrane
Molecular function (GO): G protein-coupled receptor activity
Source: RefSeq, a predicted model, not a curated record